Aspergillus pseudonomiae is the source of this 2904-nucleotide messenger RNA. Its product is annotated as kinesin light chain. Gene Ontology annotation, biological process: nucleoside metabolic process. Lineage: Eukaryota; Fungi; Ascomycota; Eurotiomycetes; Eurotiales; Aspergillaceae. The record is from RefSeq and is a predicted model, not a curated record. The coding region runs from base 1 to 2904 and encodes 967 amino acids. Gene Ontology annotation, molecular function: protein binding; catalytic activity. The transcript is spliced from 5 exons.
AUGGCCCGCCGCCUCAGCCACCAUGACUACACGGUCGGGUGGGUAUGCGCCUUGCCGGACGAGCUGACUGCCGCUCAGGAGAUGCUUGACGAAGAACAUCAGAAUCUUCCUUCGAACCACACCGAUUCAAAUAUAUACACCCUAGGGUCCAUAGGAGCCCAUAAUGUCGUCCUGGCGUGUCUGCCUGCAGGCCAGACCGGUACCAACUCUGCUGUGGCAGUGGCCAUGCAGAUGAAGACUACGUUUCCGGCCGUUCGAUUUGGGCUGAUGGUAGGAAUUGGGGGCGGCGUUCCAAGCAAAGAAGCAGAUAUUCGGCUUGGCGACGUUGUUGUCAGCCAGCCGGGCAACGGACAUGGCGGGGUAGUGCAAUACGACUUUGGAAAGUCAACGCCCAGCGGGUUCAAGCGGACGGGGUUCCUCAAUGCUCCGCCCACAAUCCUCCUCGCCGCCGUUACGAAGCUUCGAUCCAACCUCGACCGAGGGAAAAGUAGUCUGUCGCCACACCUCUCGAAGCUUGGCAACCUCCUCAAGUUCGGCCGUGAUCAAGCAGGAAGCGAUUUGCUGUUCGAAGCGGAGUACAACCAUAGUGGAGAGGAUAGCUGUCUAUCAUGUACGACCGCGAGGACGAUACAGAGGAACGAACGGGCGGACAAUAUACCUAUGAUUUACUACGGUGCAAUCGCGUCGGGGAACCAGGUGAUGAGGGACGGAGUCGAACGGGACAAGAUUAGCUCAGAAUUCGGAGGAGUUCUCUGCUUCGAGAUGGAGGCGGCCGGCCUGAUGAAUACUUUUCCAUGCCUGGUGAUCCGCGGAAUCUGCGACUACGCUGACUCCCACAAGAAUAAGAGAUGGCAGCCAUACGCGGCGGGAACAGCAGCGGCAUACGCGAAGGAGUUACUAGGCGUGAUACCGGUGGCGGAUGUGGUGAACACGCAAACGGUCGAUGAAGCACUACGAGGGGCGAAGCGUACCUUUUACCUCCCGUUCGAACGAAAUCACAAGUUUAUCGGUCGGAAUGCAGAGCUCGACACGCUGAAACAAAAGCUCCUAAUAAAUAAAGAUUGUCAGAGAGUAGCGCUCAGCGGUCUUGGUGGUAUCGUUAAGGAGGACUGUCCAGAAUACUCUAUCUUCUGGGUACAAGCGUUGAGUAUGGAGACGUUUGAGCUAAGCUGCAGGGAGAUAGCGGGUGCGUUAGGGAUACGCCAGGAGCAAGAGGGCGGCGAAGACCUGAAAAUCCUAGUGCGGCAACGGCUAAGUGCAAAGACCGCAGGAAAGUGGUUGCUAGUUAUCGACAACGCUGACGACCUUGACUUGCUUCGCGGGACCUAUCAAACAGAAGGGUUGCUGGCCUUUCUGCCAGAAAGCGAUGGUGGCCUGACUAUAUUUACGACGCGGCAUGGAGCUGUAGCGCAGUACUUGACGGGCGGCGAUGUGGUUGAGAUAGGAAAGAUGACGAGACAGGAGACGACGGACUUGUUAGAGAAGUCUUUGGUUCGAAAGAACCCUUCUGACAACUCCGAGACUGUGGUGAAUCUUCUGACGGAGCUGGAGUACCUCCCGUUGGCUAUCACCCAGGCAGCAGCAUAUAUAAACACUAAUAAAAGCUCCAUCUCCGAGUAUUUGCGCCUAUUGAAGAAGACAGAGCAGGAUGCUGUCGCACUCAUAAGCACGGAUUUCGGCGAUAAAACGCGAUAUCGGAACUCGAUGAAUGCGGUUGCGAAGACGUGGACGAUCACCUUUAACAAAAUUCUCGAAUGCGAUACCUUAGCCACAGAUCUCCUCGCAUUUAUAUCUUGCAUUGAGUGGAGAGCGAUCCCAUACUCUAUUUUACCAGCAGCGUAUCCUGAAGCACGGCUGGUAGGAGCGAUCGGUACACUCUGCUCCUACUCGUUCCUGGAGAGAAGAGAUGAUGGAACUAAGCUCGACAUGCAUAGGCUAGUCCACUUGGCGACGAGGAUGUGGGUAAAUCAGAAAGGUCGUAAAACAGAAACGACAAUAGCUGCAUUGAAUCACCUGGCGGAAGUCUUUCCAUCCGACGAUUACACUAAUCGGGAGAUGUGGCGGGAUUACCUACCGCAUGUGGCACGGAUAGAGAAGGACGAGCAAUGCCAAGGUACAGAAGAGAAGAGCAGGCUUUGUCUAAAGGUCGGACAGUGCUUACUCGUUGAUGGGCGGAUGAAAGAAGCUGUUCUUUGGCUACAGGAGUCUUGCGAAUGGAGGGAUAUAAAUCUUCCUCAAAGUAACAUUGAUCGACUGACAUCGCAGCACAUGCUCGCUAUAGCAUAUCAAGCAAAUGGACAGAUCAAGGAGGCAGUUAAACUGCUAGAGCAUGUUGUCGCCAUACGUACGGAAGUGCUUGCAGAAGAUCAUCCUGAUCGACUGGCGUCGCAGCACGCGCUCGCUAUGGCAUAUCGAGCAAAUGGACAGAUCAAGGAGGCGGUUAAACUGCUAGAACAUGUUGUCGCGAUAGAAUCGGAAGUGCUCGCAGAAGACCAUCCUGAUCGACUGGCGUCGCAGCACGAGCUCGCUAUAGCAUAUAAAGCGAAUGGACAGAUUAACGAGGCGGCGGUUAAACUGCUAGAACAUGUUGUCGCCAUACGUACGGAAGUGCUUGCAGAAGACCAUCCCUCACGACUGGCGUCGCAGCACACGCUCGCUAUAGCAUAUCAAGCCAAUGGACAGAUCAAGGAGGCGAGCACCCUUGCUGCUUUCUACAAGGAUUUGAUGAAGAGAUCCAGAACAAGACAGGCGUCUGCAACUCCGCAAGCAAUGUCCGAAAACAAUGUCACUUCCACUGCGCUGUCAGAUCAAUCACCAGCAGAACAGGAUCCGAAGCUAAGCUACAAGUCGAGAGGAAGACUUUUCGUGAGGCAACUAAAGGGCUUUUUAAAGAAGGUCAAUUAG